Myotis lucifugus (little brown bat) is the source of this 1807-nucleotide messenger RNA. RefSeq names its product cadherin EGF LAG seven-pass G-type receptor 1-like. Gene Ontology annotation, biological process: cell-cell adhesion. The annotation marks the transcript as partial. Gene Ontology annotation, molecular function: G protein-coupled receptor activity. NCBI's taxonomy places the organism in Eukaryota, Metazoa, Chordata, Mammalia, Chiroptera, Vespertilionidae. Gene Ontology annotation, cellular component: membrane. The transcript is spliced from 12 exons. The record is from RefSeq and is a predicted model, not a curated record.
AUCCUCAGCAGCCACGUCCAGUUCACGGUGUCCCACGGCCCCUCGGAUGCGGCGUCCAUGCGGCUGUCCCGGUCGCGCGUGGCUGACGGUGAGUGGCACCACCUGCUGAUCGAGCUGAAGAGCGCCAAGGAGGGCACGGACAUCAAGUACCUGGCGGUCAUGACCUUGGACUACGGCGUGGACCAGGACACGGUGCAGAUCGGGAACCGGCUCCCGGGGCUGAGGAUGCGCAGCGUGGUGCUGGGCGGCGUGUCGGAGGACAAGGUCUCGGUGCGCCGCGGCUUCCGGGGCUGCAUGCAGGGCGUGAGGAUGGGGGAGACGUCCACCAACAUCGCCACGCUGAACAUGGACGACGCCCUCAAGGUCAGGGUGAAGGACGGCUGUGACAUGGGCGACGCGUGCGCCUCCAGCCCCUGCCCCCGGCAUAGCCACUGCCAAGACGCCUGGGACGGCUACACCUGCGUCUGCGACAAAGCACCCGGCGGCCUGCGUGCGCAGCCCCAGCGCCCGCGGGGCUACGUGUGCGAGUGCGGGGCCGGCCGCUACGGGCCGUACUGCGAGAACAGGAUCGACCUCCCGUGCCCCAAAGGCUGGUGGGGGAACCCCGUGUGCGGCCCGUGCCACUGUGCCGUCGACAAAGGCUUCGAUCCGGACUGCAACAAGACCAGCGGGCAGUGCCAGUGCAAGGAGAACCACUACCAGCCCCCGGACCAGGACGCCUGCCUGCCCUGCGACUGCUUCCCGCACGGCUCCCACAGCCGCGCCUGCGACGCCGACACCGGGCAGUGCGCCUGCAGGCCCGGGGUCAUCGGCCGCCAGUGCAACCGCUGCGACAACCCUUUCGCCGAGGUCACCGUGCUCGGCUGCGAAGUGAUCUACAGCGGGUGUCCCAGAGCGUUUGAAGCUGGCAUCUGGUGGCCGCAGACCAAGUUUGGGCAGCCGGCCGCGGUGCCGUGCCCCAAGGGAUCCGUGGGCACCGCCGUCCGGCACUGCAGCGGGGAGAAGGGCUGGCGGCCCCCCGAGCUCUUCAACUGCACCACGGCCUCCUUCGUGCAGCUCAAAGCCGUGAACGAGAGGCUGAGCCGCAAUGAGACGCGGAUGGACGGGCCGGGGGCCCUGCGGCUGGCCAGGGCGCUGCGCAAUGCCACACAGCACUCGGCCACGCUCUUCGGCCAGGACGUGCGCUCGGCCUCCCAGCUGCUGGCCCGCGUCCUGCAGCACGAGAGCGGCCGGCAGGGCUUCGAGCUGGCGGCCACGCGGGACGCCGACUUCCACCAGGAUGUCGUCCGCGCGGGCAGCGCCCUGCUGGCCCCGGGCACCAGGGCCGCGUGGGAGCAGAUCCAGCGCGGCGAGGGGGGCGUGGCCCAGCUGCUGCGCAGCUUCGAGGACUAUUUCAGCAACGUGGCCCGCAACCUGCCGCAGGACCUUCCUGCGGCCCUUCGUCAUCGUCACCGCCAACAUGAUCCUCGCGGUCGACGUCUUCGACAAGUUCAACUUCUCGGGAGCCUGGGUGCCGCGGUUCGAGGACAUCCGGGAGGACUUCCCGAGAGAGCUGGCGUCCUCCGUCUUCUUCUCCGCCGACUUCUUCCGACCUCCGGAGAGGAGAGAGGGGCCCUCAGGGAGGCCCGUCGGGGGUAAGGCCGCCCCGCACGCCCCGCGCCCUGGGCCUGGCGCCGAGAGCGAGGCCCCGUCCCGGAGGCGGAAGAGGCACCCCGAGGAGCCCGGCCAAUUCGCCGUCGCCCUGGUCGUCGUCUACCGGACGCUGGGGCAGCUGCUGCCCGAGCGCUAUGACCCCGAUCGCCGCAGC